UGUAGUUUUCCGCUUCCAUAAACAAGACGACUGCCAGAGUUAGCUGCCAGUCUUGUGUGCCUCUGGGCUGAGUCUCCCUCUGAGAGAGACAGACAUACUGACAGAGAAAGUGAGCAAGGGACUAGAGAGACGGAGAAAGUGAGACAACAGGAAAGAAGAAGAGCAGAAGGACAGGAAAACCUAUCAGAGGAGAAGAAAGGCAAGAACUGACAGAACAAGAGGAGAAGGGAGAAGAAGAGAGUAAACUACAGGCUGAGCUGGGUCUCUCUUCUUCUCCUCUAAAAGAAAAACAAUGGCAGAAAACAACACAAAUCACUUUCUGGAAAUACUUCAGUCUUUCGAUGCUGUGCCUCUGAUCAUAGCUUUCUGUGUGUCCAUGGCCGUGGGCCUGGUCUUGGGGGCCCUGGUUUACGUGAUCCUAACCUGGAUGUCCCGACGCAAAGCAGGCUCUGCCAACAUCACACGUCGCCCGGCUCAUCAAUCACAUUUUAAUUCCCGCAACCGCCCAGGCUUUAAUCGCAACAGCAGCUAUGACAGGCGCAGCAACAACAGUUUGGUCAGUGCUGCUUUCAGCUUUCACCGCCAGACGUCCUCUUCAGAUCACCUUGACUCUCCAGGGCAGAAAUCUAUUUUCAAGGCCUCUACUUUCCACCCUCUCAUUCAGUGCAGCCAAAUUGCAAGGAAGGCAGAGGAAGGAAGCCAGACCACGCUGCCUCGUACACCGACUCUGACCACACCAACUGGAACAGGUCAAACUCCAGCCCAGCCAGCUGCUACCCCACCCAGACCUGAGUCAUUUCUGGGGAACAACAGCCCAAGGGGCUUUCAUGCAACACAGACCCCACCUCCAGCAUACGAGAGCAUUAUUAGAGCUUAUCAGGAAACAGACACUUGAGGAGCAAUGGCACCAUGCUGACAAAAACUGAAUGAGCUCAGAGUUGUAAAUAGAUUCAGAAAUAAUGGACAAAACCUGUCUUCAUUUAUAUGAUCAGGGGAGUUGGAUUUAGCAGACAUCUGAUAACUAUGCAAAAGAGAGAAUAACUAUGUAAGCAUACCCCGAAGGGAGACAAGGAUUUAUGUGUUAUCUUGUCAAUAAUACUGUAGCUGUGUCACUGAUUUAUCUAUGCAAAACUUGGUGAUAACUGCUUCAAACCCCUUUGAUGUUUUAAUUACUGUCACUUUUUUAUUUUUUUAUUUUUUACAGUUGUGGUAUAUAGGUGUGUGUUCCCUUUAAAGUAAAUUUAGUCCGUUUGCAUGUACAGUAUCGGUAAGCAUGAGAGAGGUCCACAGAAAAAAUUGGAUUAGGUGUAUGAAGUUUUUGUAUGUUAUGUAUCUCUAAAGUAUGCUCAUAAGUUAAUGUAAUAAAAGCAACAAUCAAAUACAAGUUUUCCCUUACAAAGUCUAGGGGUGAUGGUUUCUAGCACAAAAAAGCAGUACCUUUAUCCUUAUCUUGCUUAAGGUAACGAACGCAUGGUUAUAAAGAUAAGAACACUACAAAAUAUG
Monopterus albus (swamp eel) is the source of this 1503-nucleotide messenger RNA. It is a transcript of the gene myct1a, whose product is annotated as myc target 1a. The transcript is spliced from 2 exons. The record is from RefSeq and is a predicted model, not a curated record. NCBI's taxonomy places the organism in Eukaryota, Metazoa, Chordata, Actinopteri, Synbranchiformes, Synbranchidae. Gene Ontology annotation, cellular component: nucleoplasm. The coding region runs from base 293 to 895 and encodes 200 amino acids.